UAAUAUCUCGAACGCGUGCAUUCGCCGGCAGAAAUACACAACAUUACACUAUUUCCGACUGUUCCUUCCCGUUUGUCGCGUGUGUUGAACAAGUGCAUUCCAAAGAUCGUAUAAAUCGACAAUUUCAACCCGGACGCGGCAAUUUCGUCGCCAAUCGCAAACCGUCGUGGAAGUUCAGCAACGUGGAGCGCGCGGUGGUAGAAUGCACGACGGAUUCGCGAUAACAUGGACGCGAUCCGCGAUAAUCGGAUCGCUGCUGCUGCUGUUGGAAACGGCAUAUUGCAACGGAUUGCAAUAUCAGCCUUUCGACUCUUAUGCAAACGGAGAAGAGUGCGCCUUGAUCCUGGAUGCUCGCGGUAGAACCAGCGUUUACGACUACACCUAUAAUUUACUUCGCGGAUCGUUCCCCACCGCGGGAGGAGUUCAAACCUGUAUCACGUACGACGCCGUAAAUCACGCUUACAUCGAAGCGAGGAAGCGCAUUAAUGUCGCGAGACCAAAAUCGGAGAUGUGGCGACCUGAAGAUCUGGCGACGAUCGGCGAGCUGCUUCUCGAUAUUACCACGAAUCUCGCGCAAACAUAUGGACUGACCUACGACGAGAUAGACAAAAGUCUACCACUGAUCGAUACUUCGAAGACGCUUAUCCAAGAGGUCUGUCCCGCUUUUCUCAGCAAUGUGGAAUGUAGGCCGGGCAAAUAUCGGCGAUACGAUGGCCUCUGCACGAAUUUGCAGAAUCCCACAUGGGGAGCUACCUUGUCGCCUUUCACAAGAUUGAUUACUCCGCGUUUCGCAGAUGGUUUAUCAGCUCCAAGGAUAUCCGUGACGGGUCGUAAUCUACCAUUAUCCCGAAUCGUGUCGCGAACCAUGCAUCCGGACGAGGGUUAUCACGAUCAUGCCGGCACGGUUAUGGUGAUCGCAUGGGGGCAAUUCAUGGACCACGAUUAUACUUUAACCGGCACACCUCUAGACCCCUUGAACCGAAACGACCCGGAAGAAUGCUGCGGCCGGCCGCCACACCUGAAGAAUCCUUACUGCAACGAGAUCCUCAUACCAGAGGAUGACUACUUCUACAGAUUGUUUAACGUACAAUGUAUGGACUUCGUUCGCGCUUUUCCUGCCGUACGACCUGGCUGCCGUCUCGGUUCUCGAGUGCCUUUCAAUCUUCUUACAGGUGUGCUGGAUGGUAAUACCGUUUAUGGCAUCACGGAAGCUUUCGCUAGAAAACUUCGAACGGGUUAUGGUGGAUUACUACGAAUGAAUCCAGUUUUUUCAGAGUACGGUCUUAAAGAUCUAUUGCCGCUGAAAUUGGAUAUACCGGAUGAAGGAUGCACUCGACCAAAUCGAUCGAUGUAUUGCUUCGAAGCCGGCGAGAUUCGUGUGAAUGAACAGCUGGUACUUACUUGUAUGCACACUUUAAUGGCGCGAGAGCAUAACCGGAUUGCCAAAGCGUUGGCCAUCGUAAAUCCGCAUUGGGACGAUGAAACUCUCUUCCAGGAAGCCAGACGCAUCGUCAUCGCGGAAAUUCAACACAUCACUUAUAACGAGUUCCUCCCGAUAUUACUCGGCAAAGAUGUCAUGGAGAAAUUUGGACUUCUCCUCGAGAAAGAUAAUUACUGGGACGGAUACGACCCGAAUAUAAAUCCAGGCGUAAUAGAUGCUUUCGCCGCUGCUGCUUUUAGAUUUGGUCACUCGUUAUUGCCCACGGCUGUAGAACGAUGGAGUAAAGCUCACAAAUUUAUUGCUUCAAAGAGAUUGUCAGACUUGAUAAGACGACCUUAUGAUCUGUACCGCGCCGGUGUGUUUGACGAAUAUUUCAUGGGCUUGAUGAACCAAGUUGCUCAGGCUAUGGAUGAUUCCAUAACACAAGAAGUAACGAAUCAUCUGUUCAAAAAAAUAGGGGCAAAAUUCGGAUUGGAUCUGGUGUCUUUUAACAUGCAACGUGGUCGUGAGUUUGGUAUUCCAAGUUAUAUGGAAUUCAGAAAAUACUGCGGCCUUCCGGAAGCGAACAGCUUCGAGGAAUUGUUCGGUUCCAUGCCGAACGAAACUGUCAGACGAUAUAGUACUAUCUUCGAACAUCCUGCAGACGUCGAUUUAUGGUCGGGCGGCGUAUCCGAAAGACCGCUUCCGGGUAGCAUGCUCGGGCCAACCUUCGCCUGCCUGAUUGCCACGCAGUUCAGUCAUUCGCGUCGUGGCGACAGAUUUUGGUACGAGCUGCCGAACCAGCCAUCGUCCUUCACUCCCGAACAACUCAACGAGAUUCGAAAGUCAAAGCUCGCCAGAGUAAUCUGUGACAAUACCGAUCUUAUUGAUACGAUACAAAUCUAUCCGAUGGUCUUACCCGAUCAUGAAAUAAACCCUCGAGUCCCGUGUCGAAGCGGUAUUCUACCCAGCAUCGACUUCUCAAAAUGGGCCGAUUUCCCGACGAGUCACGCCACACAAUACAAAUAAACAGAGUGCCCUUAGACGAACACCACCACGUAAUCAACCGAGUCACGAGCCAAGAAGCCCAACCCUUAGGCACUUUAACCCGAGAUCACCCCGUAGACAUGCACGUGUUGAAGUAGAGCAAACAAUUCAAUACAUUAAGAAUCCACGUUUAAGUCAAGAGACUCGAUUCAACCAUGUAGAACAUAAAAGUGAAGAAGAAACAUAGAGUUGAUCAGUGUCGAUCAUAUAUUCAAUUAUCUUAUUUAUAUAUAAAAUGAUUCGGAAUUUCGAUUCAUAAACCAUGACUUGUGACACUCGAUAAUGGCUCAUAAACGUCAAUGCAAUUAUGUUAUUACGAUAGCAAGAUCGAUUUGAUCAAUACAGAUUGAUCAGUUAAAGAUACCGCGUUAGUUAAAGAUAUCGACGCUGGACAAAUUAAAGAAUCCCUUUAGAUUCCACAGUAAUCUUUCUCGAAACAAAAUGUACAUAUUGCUUCUCUUAAUAGAAGUGCGUUCUAUUUUAUCUACAUUGCCGUAUAAAAAGAAACAAAAAUUUCAUAUAUAUUCAGAAAUUUACUUCAACUCUCUGAAACCGAAUGUCAUUUAUGCAUCAAGUUUUUGGUCUUUUCUGUGUAGAAAAAUUAUU
Molecule: messenger RNA, 3073 nt
Organism: Nylanderia fulva
Lineage: Eukaryota; Metazoa; Arthropoda; Insecta; Hymenoptera; Formicidae
Gene: cysu
Product: peroxidase homolog
Biological process (GO): response to oxidative stress
Molecular function (GO): peroxidase activity; heme binding
Source: RefSeq, a predicted model, not a curated record